CGCGCGCUUGAAGCUAAGCGGUCGCUAUGGAGCUGGUAGGCGAGUACGUCGGCCCGGACGGGCAGCGGCGGCAGCUGCGAGUGCCCUGUGAAGCGUCUGGUGACGCCGACCCUCUCCAGAAGCUGUUGUCGGGUGUGGCCCAGAUGAAGGAGCUGGUAAACCAGUUCUUCGAACCCUUGGUACAGCAGGAAGCGAAGGACCGGGCGACUGCGGAUCCUGACGAGACGCCGGAGGGUAAUGAUGAAGAUGAUGCAGAAGAUGAAAAUAACAUUGAUAAAAGAACUAAUUCAGAUGGACCAUCUGCAAAACGGCCAAAAACACCAUCUUAGAUUAGUCUUUGUGAAAUUUAAAAGACUGCUGCUUUGUCCUAAUUAUCACGCGUUGAUAUUGAAGAUUUGGGCUCUAAUUUGGGAAAGCAUUUAUUUUGUUUGUCUGGGACAAGUUUGUCAGAAAGUUUUCUUCUGUUUCAAGCAGAGAGAGAUACAAUAAAUAUUUAGGAAUAAAGUCUGUUUUCUUGAGUAAGAAAUCACAAGACAUAGAAAUGUAUAAAAUAUAUAGUACAUAAAAUCCUCUAAGGCAACUAAAUUUUUAUUACUGUUUUCUAACCACUGAAUUCAAUUGUGUAAACUCUACAUCUUUUAGCUGCUGUUAUAAAAAGUACAUAUUGGGGCCAGGGACAUAGCUCAGUGGCACAGUGCCUGCCUGGCAAGCGUGAGGUUGUGAGUUCGAUUGCCGGUACCCAAAAUAAAAUAAAGUAAAAUAAA
Molecule: messenger RNA, 764 nt
Organism: Chinchilla lanigera (long-tailed chinchilla)
Lineage: Eukaryota; Metazoa; Chordata; Mammalia; Rodentia; Chinchillidae
Gene: Gon7
Product: chromosome unknown open reading frame, human C14orf142
Exons: 2
Coding region: 27-329 (100 amino acids)
Cellular component (GO): EKC/KEOPS complex
Source: RefSeq, a predicted model, not a curated record